Solea senegalensis (Senegalese sole) is the source of this 3794-nucleotide messenger RNA. Its product is annotated as alpha-2A adrenergic receptor-like. Gene Ontology annotation, biological process: adenylate cyclase-activating adrenergic receptor signaling pathway. Gene Ontology annotation, cellular component: membrane. The record is from RefSeq and is a predicted model, not a curated record. NCBI's taxonomy places the organism in Eukaryota, Metazoa, Chordata, Actinopteri, Pleuronectiformes, Soleidae. Gene Ontology annotation, molecular function: G protein-coupled receptor activity. The transcript is spliced from 2 exons. The coding region runs from base 860 to 2419 and encodes 519 amino acids.
ACACACACACACACACACACUCACUCUUGUUUUUAUAUGUUACUGAGGACACAUCAUACCUCAACCUCAGCCAUCACAACAAAGUAAACUUAACCCACAUCUUACCCUAAAACCAGGUCUUAAAGGUACCGAAAAAUCCCUGUUUUUUCUGAAGACAGGUUCUGAAGACAAGAUGAAGAAAAUGUCUGCACACACAAGCUCUUUAGGACGUUUUCUGAUCUUGUCUCAUGAGACCAAAACCUGGUCUUAAUGAGGCAGAACCUCAUACCUGAUGAACUGCUUAAGUGCUUGUUGAAGAACAGCUGUACCACCCUCUCUCUCUCUCUCUCUCUCUCUCUGUGUGUGUGUGUGUGGACAGUGUUCCUGUGUGUCGCCUCACAGCAGAGCGUCUCUCAGCGUCUCUCAGCGUCUCUCAGCGUCUCUCAGUGUCUUCAGUAACCAGGGAUGAGACUGAGCAUCUUAAACACACACACAAAUCUUCUCAUCUGCUUCUUGUUAUUUAUUUAUUUUUCUCUGACGUUUUAGUCGUCGCUCUCUCCUUUUUCCCCCCUGAAGCUGCAUUUUUCUUCUUCUUCUUCUUCUUCUUCUUCUUCUCCUCGGUGUCUGUGGACAUUUAUGUGGACGUUUCUGUCUUUAUAUCCCCGGACAUUUUGGAUAAAAUGAACUUUGAUUGUUUGUGGUGAGGACGAUGAAGCUCUUCAUACUCCGAUCUCCCUCUCGGUGUGAACAUCGCAUGGCUUCACCUUAACCUGUCAAUGGUCCUCAGUCCGGAGACGUCGCGCGUCUCCAUGGUUUAUGUUCGACGCUUUGCUCCGUUGUGUCUCCGCCUCCACAAUUGAUCAACUUCACCGUCGCCGUCAUGGCCGCUGCUCCAGAUGCUCCCUGUCUGUCAGAGCUCAGCGGACUCCAGACCAGGAACAUCAGCUUCAUCUCCGGCACCCGACCCUGCAACCGCAGCACCGUCAGGACGCCGCCCUACACCCCGCAGGCCACCGCAGCCUUCGCGGUCGCCAUCACCGUCAUGAUGAUCGUGACGAUCGUUGGCAACAUCCUGGUCAUCAUUGCUGUCCUGACAUCUCGUUCCCUGAAGGGGGCUCAGAACCUGUUCUUGGUGUCUCUGGCUGCAGCGGACAUUUUAGUCGCCACGCUCAUUAUUCCCUUUUCUCUGGCAAACGAGUUGCAGGGCUACUGGGCGUUCAGCUCCAUUUGGUGUGAGAUCUACCUGGCGCUGGACGUUCUCUUCUGCACCUCCUCCAUUGUCCACCUGUGUGCGAUAGCACUGGACCGCUACCUGUCAAUAUCGAGGCCCGUGUCGUACGGCGCCAAACGUACUCCCGCACGCAUCAAGGCGGGCAUUAUCGUGGUCUGGCUGAUCUCUGCUGUCAUCUCUUUCCCGCCUCUUCUUUCCCUGGAUAAGAGUGAAGGAGGUGAAGAAGUUUGUGAACUAAACAACGAGCGCUGGUAUAUCCUCUACUCCACCAUCGGGUCGUUCUUUGUCCCCUGCGUGAUAAUGAUCCUGGUGUAUAUGAGGAUUUACCAGAUCGCUAAGCAGCACACGCGGUGCUCACCGGGGCUGAAGCAGAAAUCAACAGGAGGAGGGAGAACGAGAGUGACUAGAGAACCCGUGACAAAGUUAUCGCAACAGAACGGGGACGGAGGAGGAACGACUGCCAGCCAGCGAGAGAGGUCCAUCCACAAAUUGUCUUGCUUGGAUUCUGCCACGCUUCAGAAACCCAACGAGAGCACCGCGAGUGACGCCGCUCUGCAGUGUCCUCGCUCGAGUUCAGGAGCGGCUCCAAACUCGUCCUCUUCAAUCCUUGAGUGUGACAACCAAGUCUUCUCAGCCGUUCCACGCAAGACCGCUCAGAGACAUCCUGACGGGCGGAGGGAGGUGCUCCCAGACAACACCUCCAGCUCCGGUUCUGAGCUGGACAUGGGUGAGGAAGGUGUUCUCGGAGAGGACGACGACAAAGAGAGAGGAAAAACUGAUGAGCAAACCUUAAGAUUAAGCCAAAGCAAAGGAUUCAAAGUGCAGGUGUUAAACCUGGCCACCAGGUACAAAGGCACAAUGAUAACAUCAUCCGGCACUAAACUGGUUUCUGCAGGAAAUCCUGCGAUCCAGGUGACUUUGGUUUCCCGUCGUAAGGCCUUGGUCAACAGGGAGAAGAGGUUCACGUUUGUCUUGGCCGUAGUGAUGGGAGUGUUUGUGAUCUGCUGGUUCCCCUUCUUCUUCACUUACUCCCUCCAGGCAGUGUGUCCCGAGACUUGCAGCAUACCUAACCCUCUGUUCAAGUUCUUCUUCUGGAUUGGCUACUGCAACUCCUGCCUCAACCCGGUCAUCUACACCAUCUUCAACAAGGAUUUCAGGAGAGCCUUCAAGAGGAUUCUGUGCAGAGAUAGCAAGGGUACGUUCUUCUGAAGAGGAGUUUGUCAUCAGAAACCACUUCUUCAUGUUUUUGACCAGGACUGACCUCGCUCACAAAAUCGAUGUAAACACUCAAAAAAAGGAGGAGACUGCAUCCAUUUUGUCCGUCGGCUGAGUCACAGCCGCUCCCACAAAGAUGGAGACUUUGGAAAACCACAGCAAAGUGGCCAAAUCAAUUAUCUUUAAUGUUAUUUCCGAAUACAGUGUAAUUGUAUGUUCAGUGACUCUGAAGAGCAUAAUUUGAUCACAUUAGGAAAACAGAAGUCAAGAGGACAACAGGGUCUGCAUUCAGCCUCACGAAGACGGCGUAUGUGCUUCUGUGCAUUUGUGUCUCGAGGAGCCUGAGGGUUUUACUGGAAGAGAACAAAUAUGUCUAAAUGUCAUUUAUCACAGAUAAUGUGGCCAAAAACACUCACACACACAUGUCUCUGACACUCACACACUCUCUUAUUUAUUCCUGCUAAAGCUCUGAGCUGUUUUCUUCAUGUUUUCAGCUGGAAUCUCAGAUCCACACACGGGGAUGUAACAAUAUGACAAAGUCCUGAUGUGAUCACGUUUAGUAACAGAAGUGAUUUAGGCCACAGCAGAUCAUCCAUCCCUUGUGUCCUCGUAUGUCUCCAGUGAUCGUCAUCGUUGAUUUUGCAGCACUUUUUUAUGCCGGAUGCUCUUCCUGACACGGACCUGGGACCAGGACUAGGAGAACCCUGGAUUUCCUGAUAUCAGAUCCAGUGAUUCCAUUCCUUCACGUUUACGAACCUUCUGAAUCCGGACGUAGAUCUUGGUCUUCAUGUUCUGCUGAGGUUUCUAAACACUUCCUUUUUGCUUGACUCCAGUUCUUUCUUUCACGCUCAUUUCUUCAGGACGUCAGUCUAAUAUUCGGAGACGUGCAGGUCGUCACAGUCCUUUCUCAUUUCCUGACACAGAAAAAAGCCGGAAAUGUUCCGACAUAUCAGAUUUAAAAGCUGCUGGUGCGUCCACAUCCACAAUUUCACAAAUAUUUGUCUCUUUCUUUUAUUCUAUAUUCAUGUUCUUUCCCAUGUUGAGGCAGUGACAGGAGACCCAGAGGAUGAUGGGUAAGCGUGGGAUAAAGCAGUGUGUUCCAGUUGAGGUCAGGAAUAUUCAGAAUACUAUACGUUUUCCAAAGAUUUCCAACUCAGGAAAGUUCGGAGCAACCUCACAAACCUCGACACAGGACAAGGAUUGUACGCGUUCGUUCACAGGAAAUCAGCCACAGUUCCCACUUCUGAUGUAACUGGAAUGCACCAGCAGAUUUUAAAAGACAGAUUUUGUGAAAUUGAUCAUAUUGUUACAUCCCUCGUCCUCGCACACUCACACACACACACACACACACACGUGAUGUUGAGCAUGA